Rhizophagus irregularis DAOM 181602=DAOM 197198 is the source of this 1531-nucleotide messenger RNA. RefSeq lists its product as uncharacterized. Lineage: Eukaryota; Fungi; Glomeromycota; Glomeromycetes; Glomerales; Glomeraceae. The record is from RefSeq and is a predicted model, not a curated record.
GCGCGGUCCUGGAAAUCUGGUGACUUUAUAACCUAUUUCUCUUGGUAAAAUGACAGUCUCUAUGUAUAUAUAUACUAACUAACUUUUGAAUAUUUCACUUCUUGUAUAAAAUUUAUCAAUCAUGUCAUCUGAGCUUGAAGUAUUGAAACAGCGUAUUGUUGAACUUGAGGCUAAGAAUGCCGAGCUUGAGGCAGAAAAAGCUGAACUUUUAAAGCGGAUUAUGGAGGAGAAUAAUACUAGACGAGAUGUUAGAGUUGAGGAACUGGAGCAAAAAAAUAAGGAGCUUGAGACCAGACUUGCGAUAGUGGAACAGGCUUCCUUACCAGUGAAAGAGCAGACGUAUAAUGAUAAUCCUUCUGAUAAUAGUACAUCUAACUUUAAUUCAGUUACAGAGUAUCAUGAGAAACCAUUGGUGGAUGUGGAAACAGAUAAUUCCUUUCCUGAAGAGAUUUGCUAUAAUAAACAAGAACUGGUGGCGAUGGUACCUGCCAACUCUGCGAAGCGCCUUAACGGCAAACCGUUGAAAGAGAAAGAUAUGGAUAGUUUCUUGCUUGAGGCUCAUAAGAAAAUCGUUAGUAGUGAAAUAAAGCGACGCAAUAAGGAAAAGAAGAAUGAAAAAAAUGGGCAGGGAUUGAUUCAAGAAAUCUCUUCAUCCGUACCCAAAGAAAAUCAUGUGACUAAAAUUUCCAAGACCGCGUGGUCCCGGAAAUCUGAUAAUUCAAAUGCAUUAGUGUCUUCAUUUCAUGGGACUACUAUGAUAGAGAUAUCUCAAUAUUUGGCCCAGUUAUGUGAUAAAGCGCUUAUUGCAGAAGAGCACAGAUUGGAAGCAAAUCAAGAAGAAAUAUUAUGCUGGUACCACUAUGGAAGAAAUUUCGUAUUUCAGUUGGAGGCCUUGUGUGAUAAUAAUAAAAUUGGUGAAAAGAAGGCAAGAGGUCUAAUAUACGAUGAAGUCGUGAAGCAAGUUAAUAUCCUUCGUAAGAAAAGAUCUCAAAAUACAGGGGUGCCACUCCCAGACAUAACAAGAGAUGGUUUGCGCAAAAAAACUCAGAGAGCUGAGAAGAUCUACAAGCUUCUCGAAAAAAUAGGAUUGGAUAAAAUCCAGUAUAUCAAGUCGUAUAGGGACCAGGUAAGUGAAUCAAUAGCACCUAUCCCAUUAGCCCAUAUCUCUAAUUCUUCUGAUGAUUCCAAAGAAGUCAGCCCAAGCAAUUCGCUCGAAGCUGAGGACGAUUACUACAAAAUGCUCUUGGAAGAUUGUGUGUAUUUCGAUUCUACACCUAAGCCAGUGAAAGAAACGAAUGAAGAAGUUGUUUCGCAAUCAGUUAAGACAGACGAUGAUAGUAACUGUAAUCGCAACAGUGAUGUUUGCUUAAAGCAAUCGAUGCCAGACGAUUCAGAUGAUGAUGGAUACAAUGGAUACGGUGGAUAUAAUGAAUAUGGUGAACGUGAUAGAGGUUAUUAUUGUUGUGACGGAAGAUAUGAAAGGAAAGUCUCACCAAUGAUGAGUCCUAUUAUCUCACCGGUAACCGCCUAG